UCACAUAUAGGAGCAGUACCCAAAAUCAUGAAAGGGAGGAUCAACGGGAAUUACAGCGCCGGAGGAGCCGAAACACUGCGCGGGAACAAUAUCUUCGAAACAUUAAGGACGGACCAACAAAAAUAUGUACAUGCUGUGGAGGAACAUGGUUUUCAUCCCAGGUAAGUGGUUUGAAUCAAUUUCUUAUAUCUUCUAAGUUCCCCAAUAUGAACGUAGGCAACUCAUUUUAUUUAAGUAGGAAAUUUCCGAGUCCGUCCGGUAUAUAUCUAUUCUGCAGUACAUGCCGUCAAGCUGUUUCCAAAGGCAGACUACCAUCUCUUUGUCUUUCCAAUGGCUUAGACUUUCCAGAAAUUCCGGAGUGCCUUAAAAACUUAACGUGUCUGGAAGAGCGCCUUAUUUCUCCUCGAAUUCCGUUUAUGCGCAUUAUCUCCUUAGGAUAUGAAAGGCAAUGCGGAAUAAGAGGAGCGGUGGUAAAUGUUCCUAUUUCUGUCCCAGACACUGUAAGUGCGCUUCCCCGAUCGUUUAAUUCCACACAUGUAAUCCAAGUUCACCUUAAAAGGAAACUGGAAUACUCCCAUAAUUUUAUGACAGAAACUAUUCGACCAGCUCGGGUCCUUGAAGCUGUACGGUAUUUAGUUAACACUGAACUGUACAGAAAACACAAUAUCAUAUUUGAUAAUGACUGGCUUAACCAAGUUGGCGAUAGGGAAGAAUUACCUUUUAUCGCAGAUGAAUCUGAUCGAGAAGAAGUUGAACAACUAUUGCGACAACAGCUUUAUUCUCAACAAAUCGAUCAACAAGAAGAAGAGCUAAAUCCAGGCGGUCAUGAAACUUUAUUAGAAAAUAACAAUACUGAGCUCGAACGUAUUGCUUUGGCCCCUGGGGAAGGCCGCCGUCCAACAAACCUAACCCUAGAUGAAGAUGCGGAAGAACUUUCGUUCCCAACUAUAUCUUGCGGUGAAAUAUUUAAGGCCAAUGUGACCUAUGCAAAGAAAGCUAGAUCACAGAUUCGUUUCUACGACCGUCGUUGUGCAGUGGUACCUAAAGUCCUUUAUAUGUACAAGUUUUAUGAGAUGCAGCGAAUUCAAAACACAAUUUCCAUCGCCCUACGAAAAAAGUCAGGUGCGGUAACUGCUGCAAAUAUAAGGGAUGAAUCAUUUGUUGACAGACUUGUACAGCAUGACGACGGGUAUCAUAUUCUUAAAGGUCUACGUUCCGCCCCAGCUCAUUGGGAGGCUGAAAAAAAAAAAGUUAUUGCCAUGAUAAGACAAUUUGGGUUGCCUACAUUUUUCAUAACUCUUUCCGCUGCUGAAUCUAGAUGGAAUGAGCUGUUAGUUAUUAUUUCUCUUUUGGUGGAUGGCAAAAAUAUAAAUGAGGACGAAGCGGCAGCUCUUUCGAGUACCGAAAAAGCUCGCUUAAUCCGAUCUGACCCAGUAACAUGCUCCCGUUACUUUGACUACAGGCUCCGACAAUUGCUGAAAGUUUUCAAAAGUUCUGAGAUAUUUGGCGAAUAUACCCUAGUCCACUAUUAUUGGAGGAUCGAGUUUCAGCACAGGGGAUCGCCACACUCUCAUGGCAUGUACUGGCUUUCUGAAGCUCCAAGGCUGGACGGAGCAGAGAAUUGCGAUCAAGUUAUACGUUUUGUUGAUCGGUUUAUUACUACUAGCGGAGAAGAUCCUGAAUUGCAAGAAUUUAUUCAAUACCAGCGCCAUAAGCACAGCUCUUCAUGUUUAAGAGAGCUGCGUGGCCAGGAAUUCUGCCGCUUCAAUAUGCCAUACCCUCCAAUGCCUGAAACAUUGGUGUUAUAUCCAUUAGAAGAAAACGAAACCAAUGUUGAACAUUCUAAAGAAUUGUUUAAAAAAAUUAAAGAGCUUUUAAAGUCUAGUUCCGAUGAAGAAGCAGGCACUUUUAAUAAUUUUAACCUUUUCCUGACCCACCUUGAUACUACAUUUGAAGAAUAUAAGUUUGCCAUUCGCUCCAGCCUAAAAAAACCUCAGAUAUUUCUUCGUCGCAAAUUUUCCGACAGAAAACAGCCCGAGUUUUUCAGUGCGGAAAUUCAGGACAUUCUUCGAUUGAUCGUAAGCAAUUCCCAGUUGUUCCUGCUGAGGCUAUUACCAUCCACAAAAGCCAAGGAGCAACCUACAGCAAAGUCGCAGUGCAUCUUAAAAGAGGCAUUAAGCGAGCUUCGCUUUACGUAG
This is a messenger RNA of Drosophila rhopaloa, 2198 nucleotides long. RefSeq lists its product as uncharacterized. The record is from RefSeq and is a predicted model, not a curated record. NCBI's taxonomy places the organism in Eukaryota, Metazoa, Arthropoda, Insecta, Diptera, Drosophilidae. The coding region runs from base 207 to 2198 and encodes 663 amino acids. The transcript has 3 exons.